Oldenlandia corymbosa var. corymbosa is the source of this 3576-nucleotide messenger RNA. The record is from the annotation of a GenBank genome assembly. Lineage: Eukaryota; Viridiplantae; Streptophyta; Magnoliopsida; Gentianales; Rubiaceae.
AUGGCGAGUCCAGCUUCGCUGGCUACUGAACCAAAAGCUAAGGAGGAACAGAUGGACGAUGCCAAGGCUGAUUCUCCUCCAUCAGCAGCAGAAGAGAAAUCGCAGAGUUCUGUUUUUGUGAAUUCGGAACCAAUUCGAGAGGACCAAGUGCAGAAUGCGGUGAAGUUUCUUUCACAUCCAAAAGUUAGGGGGUCUCCUGUUAUGUAUAGGCGGUCAUUUCUUGAACGAAAGGGUCUUACGAAGGAGGAGAUUGAUGAAGCUUUUCGCCGAGUUCCAGAUUCCAACCCCAGUGCUACAACUUCACCACCAGUUGUUCCAAGUCAAGAUGGACAACUGAAAUCAUCAUUGCCUAUUCAGCAUCAAACAUCUACUCAAGCUGUGCAGCCAGCACCAGUUGCAUCUGCCGGUGGUGUUUCGAAAUUGGCGACCCUUUCUCGUUUCCACUGGUCUCAUGCUUUCCUUGCUGUUGGUUUAUUAGCUAUUUCUGGGGCUGGAUCAGCGGUACUUUUUAAGAAAAGCAUCAUUCCCCGUUUGAAGUCUUGGAUUCGCAAGGUUGUGUUGGAGGAAGAAGAGGGCGAAUCACUCAUUAAAAAUGUAAACAAAAAGCCAGAUUCAGCAGAAGAAGCAGCAGCUGCUGCAAAAGCGGCAGCAGCGGCUGCUGCUGAUGUGGCUCGGGCAAGCCAGGAAAUGUUGGUUGCAAAGACAGAAGAGAAGCGGUACUUCUCAGAGCUCACAAGCCUUUUAGACAUUCAAAUUCGUGAAAUGAAGUCCAUGAGUAAUACAUUACAAAAAUUGGAAGAGAGCAAUAUUGCUCGAGGCAUUGUUCCAGUAGAAAGAGCUGAUAGAACUCCCUCAAUCAAUAAUUCAAGGCAAUAUUACGGGAAUGACAAGGUGGAUAACAACAUUCGGUCAGGGACUUUGUCACCCCCGCCUUCUGUGGAGCCUUCUGUUGCUCCUCAUCCAAAGUCAUAUAUGGAGAUAAUGGCUAUGGUUCAAAGAGGAGAGCGACCCUCCAACAUCAGAGAGAUAAAUGAUCAGCCUCCUAAUCCCAAUCAGCCCGUAUCAGAUCCUCGUCUAGCACCAAAACCCAAGCCUUGGGAGAUUGGUCAAUCUCAGAGUAGCACUACCAAUGGUUUCCAGUAUUUUGAGGAAAAUAGUAAUGGAGUUUACUCGGCUUCUCAAACUUCUCAGUCAAAUGUAGAUGGUUCAGUCCCUUGGUGGCAACAAAAGAAUGCUAGAAUCACCGAAAUUGAAACUGAAGAUAAAAGCAAGGCUGAAUCUGCAAUUCUAACUGAAAGGCCAGUUCAGCGAUCCUGGGUUCCACCUCAACCACCUCCUGUUGCGAUGGCCGAAGCAGCUGCCGCUAUUCGGCAGCCGAAAAGACCGCUGUCCCAGAGGGAACAGUUGACUGAUGAUCAGUUACUGAAUCGUUCUUCUGAAAUUUCUGAUGAUUUGCAGAGGAUUACGAAAAUCUCUGAAGCUGGCGGUGUAGAGAGAAACGGCGACAGCCCAAGUUUGCAGAGCGUAUCAAAGAAGAAAUUCAAACUUUGCCACGACGUCGUUUUUCUCCCCGGGAAAAUCUCACUCGCUCCCCCAGCAGCCAUGGACCUUGACCCUGAAGAUGUCUUCCGAGAUGAUGAAGAUGACCCAGACAACGAAUUCUACCUGGGAAAGGAUUCGACUAAAGAAUUGUUAGUUUAUUUAGUGGAUGCUUCCCCAAAGAUGUUCUCUGCUACUUGCCCUUCAGAAGAUCAAAAAGACAUGUCACUGUUUCAAGUGGCAAUCAGUUGCAUCACACAGUCACUGAAGACUCAAAUCAUUAAUAAAUCUUAUGAUGAAGUUGCAAUAUGCUUCUUCAAUACGAAAGAAAAAAAGAAUUUGCAAGACCUGAGUGGUGUUUAUGUAUUUAAUGUUGCUGAACGAGAGGAUUUAGACAGGAUAACUGCAAGGUUUAUCAAAGAAUUCGAGUCCCUUGAAGUAAAAUUUAGUUCUGAAAUUGGGAGCAAGUAUGGCAUCGUUCCUGGAUCUCGAGACAAUUCUCUUUAUAAUGCUCUUUGGGUUGCUCAAGCUCUGCUUCGCAAAGGUUCUGCAAAAACAACUGAUAAAAGAAUUCUUCUACUUACCAAUGAAGAUGAUCCUUUCAGUACUAUCAAAGGAGUAACAAAACUAGAUAUGAUGAGAACUACAAUUCAACGUGCAAAAGUAAUGAUGGAAUUCUCCCAUACAUGUGUAUCCUUUUGCAUUAAAUUAUCAAUAAGUAACAUUCUAAUGGUGGUGCAUUGUCUUUUGCAGGAUGCUCAAGAUCUUGGUAUUUCCAUCGAACUUCUCCCACUGAUGGGAAAAGAUCGUGAGUUUCAUGUGAAUCUGUUCUACGCUGAAUUACUUGGACUUGAAGGCGAUGAACUCACUCAGUUUACGGCCUUGGCUGGAGAGAGGUUUGAAGACAUGAAAGAACAAUUGAGAAAGCGUAUGUUCAAGAAACGGAAGAUUCGUCGACUUACUUUCAUUAUUGCCAACGGCAUUUCCAUAGAAGUAAACACUUACGCUUUGAUUCGCCCGACUAAUCCAGGGACAAUUACCUGGCUUGAUUCAGUAACCAACAUCCCAAUAAAGUCAGAUAGAUCCAUUAUCUGUACAGACACUGGUUCUUUGCUUCCGGACUCUGCGCAGCGUAUUCAGUCUUAUAAGAAUGAAGAUGUCAUGCUUUCAGUGGAUGAGGUUUCAGAAAUUAAAAGAGUCUCAACUGGCCAUCUUCGUCUUCUUGGUUUCAAGCCCUUGAGUUGCUUGAAAGAUUAUCACAACUUGAAGCCAUCAACAUUUAUUUUUCCCAGUGACGAGGAAGUUCUUGGAAGUACUUGUGUUUUUGUUGCUCUGCAUAGAUCCAUGUUGCAGCUUAAUCGCUUCGCUCUUGCCUUUUAUGGAGGUUCCACUAAUCCUAGGUUGGUCGCCUUGCUUGCACAAGAUGAAAUCAUCAGUAGUGGGGGACAAGUUGAGCCACCAGGGAUGCAUAUGAUACACCUUCCUUAUUCUGAUGACAUCAGACACAUUGAAGAUCUUCAUGUAGAAACAGAUGCUUUGGCACCUCGAACGACUGAUGAUCAGGCUCAAAAGGCCGCUGCUUUAGUACGGCGUGUAGACUUGAGAGACUUUUCAGUGUGCCAAUUUUCGAAUCCAGCAUUGCAGAGGCAUUAUGCUGUACUGCAGGCUCUAGCACUUGAUGAAGACGAGAUGCCUGAGGUCAAAGAUGAAACACUUCCUGAUGAAGAAGGCAUGGCCAGGCCAGGUAUUGUCAAAGCAUUGGAAGAAUUCAAGCUUUCAGUGUAUGGGGAAAACUAUGAAGAAACUGAUGUAGCAAGCAGUGGGAAAGUGACUGAGGCUUCUCGAAAACGGAAGGCAACUGCUGAGAACGCGAGCAAGGAGUCCGAGAAGUAUGAUUGGUCUGAACUUGCAGACAGUGGAAAGUUGAAGGAUUUGACCGUGGCCGAGCUGAAAUACUACUUGAAUGCAAACAACCUUCCAGUUACCGGGGCAAAAGCAGCGUUAGUAAGUAGGAUCCUGAAUCACAUGGGAAAAUGA